Anthonomus grandis grandis is the source of this 13865-nucleotide messenger RNA. It is a transcript of the gene Sdb, whose product is annotated as titin. Gene Ontology annotation, biological process: microtubule anchoring. The transcript has 9 exons. Gene Ontology annotation, molecular function: microtubule binding. Lineage: Eukaryota; Metazoa; Arthropoda; Insecta; Coleoptera; Curculionidae. The record is from RefSeq and is a predicted model, not a curated record. Bases 155 to 13342 code for a protein of 4395 amino acids. Gene Ontology annotation, cellular component: sperm flagellum; cytoskeleton; centriole.
UAUCGCGAAUAUUAUGUCUAUAAUGAACCGAAUAAUAUUGUUAAAAAGGAAAGUUUAAAGUGGCUUGGAAGGUGGCAAGUGAAUAGGAAUAUUUUUGUUAUUAAAUAAAACUAUUUAAAAGCCAAAAUGCGCACUCUUAUUCAUUUAUCGCAUCAUGACCGUGAACAAAAACACCAAGAGUAACAAGAAGAAAACCGGCAGCAAUCAGCAGCAAGCUUCUACUAGCGCGUCGACUAGUUCAUCCACCCAAAAAACAUCCACAACAUCGAAAAAAGUGGUUUCUUCGAGUAAGUCUGACCAGCAUACCGGUGGUGUAUCGAAAUCCUCAUCAUCAUCCAGCUUACAAAUAUCAGACGUCUCGCAUUUACCGGUAAAUGCUAACGUGGUAAGCUACACAGUGACAGAAAUGCUACCAACAGGUUCUGGUGAAAAAAUCACCAUGUACAAAGACAGUGGAGCCACUAGCACCGAAUACAGACACUUCAUAGCCCAAGACACUGCUUCCAGCAGCAACUCCACAUCAAUACAACAAAUCAGUUCCACCCUUAACGAGUCCACAUCCAACUUGUCAUGUGCCUCCGGGUCAACUUACACAGUCACAGAACCCAGAGAAGAGUUUAAGUUAACUUACAACAAAAACGACUCUGGAUGGAACGGAAAAUUCGUUGUGGAAGAACCCUCGACUCCCAAAGGGAAAAAAUCUUCUGUAGUGGAGCAAAGCAGCACCUCAACCUCUCACCAAGCACGCUCAUCAAUAGCAAAAAGCUCAUCAAGCAGCUAUGUGAUCGAAAUCGUAGACGGUAAGGAACGUAUUGUAGAUCAAAAGCACCAUGAGAGUGCACAUGCCGAAGCCUCCAGUAAUGAUGAAUAUCUGGCUUCACGGUCCGGCACCAACAUAACCCCUGAGGUACACUUCAAGCAAAAAUCUACAGAAAGUGCCAGCAAAUAUGAUUCGAGUGUACCAGAACUGAAACAGCCUAAAGGAUACAGCAUCGAAGCUCAACGUGAGGUGCACCAAGUGGGAGAUCACGUGACAACCUCACAAAGUCAGGUAAAAGAAAAUAUUUCCACUUUAUUAACGCAUGACAGUAAAAACGCUUUAAAAGAUAAAACCAGAAGCCAUUUAACGGCUUCCACGCAUGACAGCAAAAACUCCUUAAAAAACAAAACCAAAGAUUUCAUCAGCAGCGAGAAAACCGACACGAAUCUCAAAAGCAAACAUUUGACAGACAAAACAAGCGAACUCAAGCAGUCUACGACUAAAAAACAAUCAUCAACUGACCAGAGGAGUAUGAAAAAAGACUCCUCCAUCUCCGAAAACGUUAGCAAAUCGUCAAAAAACUUAGGACAAACCGAAACCGUGACCACCACCUACACCUACUACGACUCCAAAGGAAAUGUGAUCAAAACCCUGACUGAUGUGGACACCCACGAGAUUCCCGGAAGUGCGACGAGCGAAACUGUGAACAUAUCCAGCAAAGAUAGCAAACACGACCAGUCCAAACGAACGACCUACUACGUAGAUGAAAGUUCAGAUUCAAAAAACUUCUACGGCCGCAACGUAGACGCGAGCGACACCACGGUGACCCACGUCCACGACACCAACGCCGUUCAAAACGUCACAGGCACAACCGAAACAGUUAUCCACAAAGCUCUUACUACCGAUACCAAGGAUGCUGUGUACUCCAAUGAACGUAGAUUACCUUCAAGAGGCGGCCCUAGAGAUUCUUCUACACCUUCCAGUGACAGAUCUACAACCACGGUAUAUGUUGAUGAAAACUACGUUGACACUAAUAAAAUGAGGCAGUCUCAAACAUCUACCAACACAAAAGACUUUUAUGGGCACAGCGUGGAUUCCAGAACAACCAUGGUAGAUCACAUUUAUGAUUCCAAGGCUACCCAGAACACUAUUGGGUCUUCUGGAACAGUUCUUAAAGACCAUAUGGUGGACUCUAAGGAUGUGAUUUAUUCCAAUGAUAGAAAUUAUGGAAAAACUGGAUGGAAUGGACAGUUUACUUACGAAAAGCCACAGCAACCCAGACGAGGUAGCCCGAGCCCUAUGCGAAAGAGGCCUGAAUCACCUUCUGGCAGAUCUCCUAAGAAAAUGCCCGACGACCAAUCACUAAAACGUACUCCCUCUAGUGAUAGAGCAUCAAAAAGGGAACCUUCUACUGACAUAUCUACUACUACAGUAUAUGUAGAUGAAAACUACGUGGACACUAAUAAAAUAAGACAGUCUCAAACAUCUACCAACACAAAAGACUUUUAUGGGCACAGUGUGGACUCUAAAACAACCUUGGUGGAUCAUGUUUAUGAUUCCAAGGCUACCCAGAACACUAUCGGAUCAUCUGGAACGGUUCUUAAAGACCAUAUGGUUGACUCAAAGGAUGUGAUUUACUCCAACGAUAGAAAUUAUGGAAAAACUGGAUGGAAUGGACAGUUUACUUAUGAAAAGCCACAGCAGCCUAGCAAAGGAAGCCCAAGUCCCAUAAGAAAGAGACCUGAAUCACCAUCUGACAGGUCUCCUAAGAAAAUUCCCAGUGACCAAUCUCCAAAACGUACUCCCUCUAGUGAUAGAGCACCAAGAAGGGAACCUUCUACUGACAGAUCUACAACUACAGUAUAUUUAGAUGAAAACCACGUGGACACUAAUAAGAUAAGACAGUCCCAAGCGGCUACAAACACCAAGGAUUUUUAUGGCCACAGUGUAGACUCAAGAACAACGAUGGUGGAUCAUGUUUAUGAUUCUAAGGCGACCCAAAACACUAUUGGGUCUUCUGGAACGGUUCUUAAAGACCAUAUGGUGGAUUCAAAGGAUGUGAUUUAUUCUAACGAUAGGAAUUAUGGAAAAACUGGAUGGAAUGGACAGUUUACUUAUGAAAAGCCGCAGCAACCCAGAAGGGGAAGCCCAAGUCCAGUGAGGAAAACGACUGAUAAAGGAAAACGGCUGGAGUCACCAUCCAAAGGUUCUCCUAAAAAAAUGCCCAGUGACCAAUCACCAAAACGUACGCCCUCUAGUGACAGAGCAUCAAGAAGAGAACCUUCUACUGACAGAUCUACAACGACAGUAUAUGUAGAUGAAAACUACGUGGACACAAAUAAGAUAAGACAGUCUCAAACCGCUACAAACACCAAGGACUUUUAUGGCCAUAGCAUAGACUCAAGAACAACCAUGGUAGAUCAUGUUUAUGAUUCUAAGGCCACCCAGAACACUAUUGGGUCUUCUGGAACGGUUCUUAAAGACCAUAUGGUGGAUUCAAAGGAUGUGAUUUAUUCUAACGAUAGAAAUUAUGGGAAAACUGGAUGGAAUGGACAGUUCACUUAUGAAAAACCCCAGAAGCCUAAAGGUGAUAAAUCACCUGAGCGAAAGCCGGAUUCGCGAAAGCGACCUGAGGAGUCUCCGAGUAGAAGACCAAAACAACCUGAUGGCACAAAACCUGGUGAUAAACCAACACCAGCAACAAGAAAAGGACCUAAGGGAACCACAGAUUUCCUCUCAACAGAGAUUCAAGAGAACAUCAAUCAAUUCACCGAUAUUGUUGAUACCAAUGUAACAGUAAUUAAGGACUCUAAGACGUUUGUAGAUCAAAAAUUCACUGACACUGUCCUGGAUGAAACUUUUAUUAUUAAAGAUGGCCAAAGAAUUCCAAAAGAUCGUACACCAACUGACAAAGUCAUUUCUACUAUUAGAAUCCCUCUGACUGAUUCUAAAACAGUCGUGGAAAACUACGAAACCACUUCCAAGUUCUCUGAUACAAGAACUUCAAUCACUAAAGACUCCCAGACGUUCGAAGACCAUCAGAGUUCUACUGAACAUUAUUCUACGCAUGACACUUGGGACAGUUCGAAGCCAGGAGGUCCAAAGGGCCCCAAAAAAGGACCUCUGGAUGUUGUGGAGGUUAUUGUUGAUGAUAAAAUCACUCGAGAUCAAAAGAUCUCGUCUACAGAUGUUACAGAAGAUAUCAGCUUUAAGACUUCAGUGGAUCAGAAGUUUACUACUGAGAAGUUGUCGACGACUGAUGUGAGGAGCGAUACUAAAGUGGUCAAAGAUGUGAAGACGUUCGAUUCUGUGGACAGGGUGGACAAGACGUUUGUGAGGGAAGAUAUUGUGGAUAUCAAGGAUAUUACCGAAGUAGAAAACAUCACGAACAUCAACAAAAUAACCGACAACAAAGUGAUCAACAUCGUGAAAACCAUCAAAGAAAAACCGGAACCACGAAAAGUAAAAGUGCCAUUAAAAGAGCAGUGCAUUUGCGAAUUAUGUACUUGCGGACGCCACUGCUGCCCUCACAACCCAGAAGAUUACAAUGACCAUCUGCACCCCGAGGGUCCCAUUUACGCCAAACCUAAAGACGAAUAUAACGCAACCAAAGGCGAAAGAUUCCCCAUUAAAAAGCCUGAGGAUCACUUACAUCCAGAAGGUGAUUUUGUUAAGAGGGAACCGGAACCAUGGAGGCCAGGCGAGAGGGCUCCUGUGAAAAAACCCCAGGAUAAUUUAAAGCCUGAAGGUGAAUUCGAAAAACGUCAACCGGAAGAAUGGAAACCAGGUGACAGGGCCCCUGUAAAGAAGCCCCAAGACCAUUUAAGACCCGAGGGUGAUUUUGAGAAAAGAACCCCAGAGAAGUGGCAACCUGGCGAUAGACCUCAACCGAAGAAACCUUUGGAUAAUUUGAAACCUGAAGGAGAUUUUGAAAGACCAAGACCAGAAGAAUGGCGUCCAGGUGACCGCGCCCCCGUCCGAAAACCAACCGACAACCUCCGACCGGAAGGCGACUUUGACCGACCGGAAAAACCCGGAUACCGACCAGCAGACCGACCCACUCCGAAGAAACCCGAGGAUAAUCUGAGACCAGAAGGAGACUUUGAAAAACGCUCUCCGGAGAAGUUUAUUCCUGCGGAGCGACCUCAGCAGAGACGUCCCGAGGAUAAUCUGAGACCAGAGGGAGAUUUCGAGAGACCUGAAAAGCCUGGAUUCAGACCUGCCGAGAGGCCAAAGCAGAAACGACCUGAAGAUAACCUAAGACCUGAGGGAGAUUUUGAAAAGCGUACUCCUGAGAAGUUUGUGCCAGCAGAGAGACCUCAACAAAAACGUCCCGAGGAUAAUCUAAGACCAGAGGGAGAUUUCGAGAGACCUGAGAAGCCUGGAUUUAGACCUGCCGAGAGGCCAAAGCAGAAACGACCUGAAGAUAAUCUAAGACCUGAGGGAGACUUUGAAAAGCGUACUCCUGAGAAGUUUGUGCCAGCAGAGAGGCCCAAACAGAAGAAACCACAAGACAAUCUUAAGCCGGAGGGUGACUUUGAGCUACCGGAACCAGAAAAAUGGGUACCAGCAGACAGACCACAACAAAAACGUCCCGAAGACAACCUUCGACCAGAAGGAGACUUCGAAAGACCAUCGAAGCCUGAUUACCAACCAGGCGAGCGUCCUGUAGCAAGGAAACCUCAAGACAACUUGCGUCCUGAAGGAGAUUUCGUCAAACGCACUGUCGAAGACUACAGAGUCAUCAGAGGAGAUCGGGCCGAAAUAAUUCGACAUGAAGACAAUAUUACUUUUGGUGGGGAAUUUACUGACAUAACUACCACAAAAGUUGACUUCACCGGGGAACUUGUGGAAAGACCAACUCCAGUGCGUCGCAACACGUUCACCAGACUCGAGGGCGAGUUCACUUCAGAUACAACAAACAAAUCUGAAUUUUUGGACUACAGUACGACCGUAGAACGCACCACCAUCCAAAAGAAACGCGAUAACCUCACAGUUGAGGGAGACAUGACGUUCGACACUUCUACCACCCUCGAGUACACCGAAAAAGUACCCGAAGUUGAAAGACGUAGAAGAACCUGGACAAGGGACGAUGUUGAUAAGUUCUACUCAACUCAAAACACCGAAGUCACCACCACUAGCCAGGACGUUUACAAGACCUUUGACAGCAAGGACAUACGACAAACAGUGGUGGUACAUAGAGACAACUUAAGACCUGAGGGGCCUUUUGAAGGCACCCCCAAGUCCAAAGACGACUACACCCCAAAGCUGGCCGAGAGACCUACCCCCAAGAAACCCACUGACAACUUAAAGCCCGAGGGUGAAUUUGAAAAGAGAACACCUGAAAAGUUUAUCCCUGCCGAUCGGCCUCAACAAAAAAGACCGGAGGACAAUUUGAGACCCGAAGGAGAUUUCGAGAGGCCACAGAAACCUAAAUACAAACCGGCGGAACGUCCUACUGCAAAGAAACCCGAAGACAACCUACGGCCAGAAGGGGAUUUCGAAAAACGUACUCCAGAGAAGUUCGUUCCAGUAGAGAGACCUCAACAGAAACGCCCUGAGGAUAAUUUGAGACCUGAGGGUGAUUUCGAAAGACCUGAGAAGCCUGGAUACAGACCCGCUGAGAGGCCAAAACAGAAACGACCUGAGGAUAAUCUGAGACCUGAGGGAGAUUUUGAAAAACGCACACCAGAGAAGUUCGUUCCAGCAGAGAGACCUCAGCAGAAACGCCCGGAGGAUAAUUUAAGACCUGAGGGUGAUUUCGAAAGACCUGAGAAGCCUGGAUACAGACCGGCUGAGAGGCCAAAGCAGAAACGACCUGAAGAUAAUCUCAAGCCUGAGGGAGACUUCGAAAAAAGGACUCCAGAGAAAUUCAUCCCAGCUGACAGGCCGAAGCAGAAGAAGCCUGUGGAUAAUCUUAAACCCGAAGGAGAAUUUGAGAAACGUACUCCUGAGAAGUUCGUACCAUCAGAGCGUCCCAAGCAAAUACGUCCCGAUGAUAAUUUAAGACCGGAAGGUGAAUUCCAACGACCUGAACGUCCUGAAUACGUCCCGGCCGAACGGCCGAAGCAAAAACGCCCUGAGGACAACUUGCGUCCAGAAGGAGACUUCGAGAGACCCUCCCCAACCAAAAUUAGUCCGGCAGAACGAAGACGCCCGAUUAAACACGAAGACAAUCUCCAACCCGAAGGAGACUUUGAACGUCCGGAGAAGCCAAGAUACCAACCAGCAGAGAGGCCUCAGCAAAAGAGACCAGAAGAUAACCUCAGACCUGAGGGAGACUUUGAGAAACGCACUCCGGAGAAGUUUGUGCCGGCUGAAAGGCCUAAACAGAAACGACCUGAGGACAACUUGAGGCCCGAGGGUGAUUUUGAGAGGCCAGAGAAAACCGGAUUCAGACCUGCUGAAAGACCGAAGCAGAAACGACCAGAAGAUAAUCUGAGACCCGAGGGAGAUUUUGAAAAACGUACUCCUGAAAAGUUCGUACCCGCUGAGAGGCCUCAACAGAAACGCCCCGAGGAUAAUCUGAGACCUGAGGGUGAUUUCGAGAGACCCGCCCCAACAAAAGUCGGUCCGGGUGAACGUAGAUCUCCCAUUAAGCCCGACGACAACUUGCGUCCAGAAGGUGACUUCCAACGUCCGGAAAAGACUCAAUAUCGACCAGCUGAUCGACCAAGUCCAGUUAAACCCUCGGAUAAUCUUAAACCCGAAGGUGACUUUGAAAAACGCACUCCGGAGAAAUGGCAACCGGGCGAGAGGGCUCCCGUACGCAAACCACAAGAUAACUUACGACCUGAGGGUGAGUUUGAUGUACCUGACAGACCAGAAUUUAUCCCGGCGGAGCGUCCUUCUCCAGUUAAACCUUCAGAUAACUUAAGACCCGAAGGUGAGUUUGAAAAGCGUACAACAGAAAAAUUCGUACCGGCUGAGAGACCCAAACAGAAACGACCGGAGGAUAAUUUGAAACCUGAGGGUGAUUUUGAACGACCGAGUCCAAGUAAAAUUGGACCAGCUGAGAGAAGAUCUCCGAUUAAACACGAUGAUAAUUUACGUCCUGAGGGAGACUUUGAGCGCCCUGAGAAGCCCAAAUACCAACCGGCAGAGAGGCCUAAGCAAAAAAGACCGGAAGAUAAUCUCAGACCAGAGGGUGACUUUGAAAAACGUACUCCUGAGAAGUUUGUACCAGCUGAACGUCCCAAACAGAAGAGACCAGAAGACAAUCUGCGUCCUGAGGGUGACUUUGAACGUCCAUCACCUUCCACGGUUGGUCCGGCUGAAAGAAGAUCUCCUAUUAAGCAUGAUGACAAUUUGCGCCCUGAAGGAGACUUUGAACGUCCUGAUAGGCCCAAAUACCAACCAGCAGAGAGGCCUAAGCAAAAACGACCUGAAGAUAAUCUUAAGCCUGAAGGUGACUUUGAGAAACGUUCUCCUGAAAAGUUCGUACCAGCUGAACGUCCCAAGCAAAAGAGGCCAGAAGAUAAUCUUAGACCAGAGGGUGACUUUGAACGUCCAUCACCUUCCACGGUUGGUCCGGCUGAAAGGAGAUCUCCUAUUAAACAUGAUGAUAAUUUGCGCCCUGAAGGAGACUUUGAACGCCCUGAUAGGCCCAAAUACCAACCAGCAGAGAGGCCUAAGCAAAAGAGACCAGAAGAUAAUCUGAAGCCAGAGGGUGACUUUGAGAAACGUACUCCUGAGAAGUUCGUACCGGCUGAACGUCCCAAACAGAAGAGACCAGAAGACAAUCUGCGUCCUGAGGGCGACUUUGAACGUCCAUCACCUUCCACGGUUGGACCAGCUGAAAGGAGAUCUCCUAUUAAACAUGAUGAUAAUUUGCGCCCUGAAGGAGACUUUGAACGCCCUGAUCGGCCCAAAUACCAACCAGCAGAGAGGCCUAAGCAAAAGAGACCAGAAGAUAAUCUCAAGCCAGAGGGUGACUUUGAGAAACGUACUCCUGAGAAGUUCGUACCGGCUGAACGUCCCAAGCAAAAGAGGCCUGAAGAUAAUCUCAGACCAGAGGGUGACUUUGAACGUCCAUCACCUUCCACGGUUGGACCAGCCGAAAGGAGAUCUCCUAUUAAGCAUGAUGAUAAUUUGCGUCCUGAAGGAGACUUUGAACGCCCUGAUAGGCCCAAAUACCAACCAGCAGAGAGGCCUAAGCAAAAGAGACCAGAAGAUAAUCUCAAGCCAGAGGGUGACUUUGAGAAACGUACUCCUGAGAAGUUCGUACCGGCUGAACGUCCCAAGCAAAAGAGGCCUGAAGAUAAUCUUAGACCAGAGGGUGACUUUGAACGUCCAUCACCUUCCACGGUUGGACCAGCCGAAAGGAGAUCUCCUAUUAAGCAUGAUGAUAAUUUGCGUCCUGAAGGAGACUUUGAACGCCCUGAUAGGCCCAAAUACCAACCAGCAGAGAGGCCUAAGCAAAAGAGACCAGAAGAUAAUCUCAAGCCAGAGGGUGACUUUGAGAAACGUACUCCUGAGAAGUUCGUACCGGCUGAACGUCCCAAGCAAAAGAGGCCUGAAGAUAAUCUCAGACCAGAGGGUGACUUUGAACGUCCAUCACCUUCCACGGUUGGACCAGCUGAAAGGAGAUCUCCUAUUAAGCAUGAUGAUAAUUUGCGUCCUGAAGGAGACUUUGAACGCCCUGAUAGGCCCAAAUACCAACCAGCAGAGAGGCCUAAGCAAAAGAGACCAGAAGAUAAUCUCAAGCCAGAGGGUGACUUUGAGAAACGUACUCCUGAGAAGUUCGUACCGGCUGAACGUCCCAAGCAAAAGAGGCCUGAAGAUAAUCUUAGACCAGAGGGUGACUUUGAACGUCCAUCCCCUUCCACGGUUGGUCCGGCUGAAAGAAGAUCUCCUAUUAAGCAUGAUGAUAAUUUGCGCCCUGAAGGAGACUUUGAACGUCCUGAUAGGCCCAAAUACCAACCAGAAGAGAGGCCUAAGCAAAAGAGACCCGAAGAUAAUCUCAAGCCUGAAGGUGACUUUGAGAAACGUUCUCCUGAGAAGUUUGUACCAGCUGAACGUCCCAAGCAGAAGAGGCCUGAAGAUAAUCUUAGACCAGAGGGUGACUUUGAACGUCCAUCACCUUCCACAGUUGGUCCAGCUGAGAAGAGAACUCCUAUUAAGCACGAUGAUAAUUUGCGGCCUGAGGGAGACUUUGAACGUCCUGAGAGGCCUAAAUACCAACCAGCUGAACGUCCCAAGCAGAAGAGACCUGAAGAUAAUCUCAAACCAGAGGGUGAUUUUGAGAAACGUACCCCUGAAAAGUACACACCAGCAGAACGACCUAAACAGAAAAGACCAGAAGAUAAUCUUAGACCAGAGGGUGACUUUGAACGUCCAUCUCCUAGUAAAGUUGGCCCAGGUGAGAGAAGAAGCCCGAUUAAGCACGACGAUAACCUCAAACCAGAGGGAGAUUUUGAAAAGCGCACUCCGGAAAAGUUCAUUCCUGCCGAACGACCGAAACAGAAAAGACCAGAGGAUAAUUUACGCCCCGAAGGAGAUUUUGAGCGUCCUUCGCAUACCACAGUGGGUCCUGCUGAAAGAAGACGUCCAAUCAAACAUGAUGAUAAUCUUAAACCUGAGGGUGACUUUGAAAAACGCACCCCAGAAAAGUUCACACCAGCUGAGCGCCCGAAACAGAAACGUCCCGAAGACAACUUACGACCCGAAGGGGAAUUCGAGAGACCAGAGAUUAAAGAAAUUGGCCCCGCGGAGAUCCGACGUCCUAUUAAACACGACGAUAAUCUUAAGCCUGAAGGAGCUAUGCUAGUAACUCGUAGGGAUGACUACAAAGUCACUAAAGGCGAUAGGGUCGAUGUGCUUAGACACGAAGACAAUCUCAGAAUGGAGGGAGAAUUUAUCGAUACACGUACCAGAGAUGAUUAUCGCGUCGUAAAAGGCGAACGGUCUGAAAUCGUUAAGCAUGAAGAUAACUUGCAUAUGGAGGGUAAAUUUACUGAUAGAAGAAGCCGAGAUGAUUACACUGUCGUCAAGGGAGAACGUUCUAAAGUAGUAAGACACGAGGAUAACUUAAAAGUUGAAGGCGAGUUUAUUGACCAACGAACUAGAGAUGACUAUAGGGUGGUUAAAGGUGAACGGGCUGAAGUCAUUAUUCGCCAAGAUAACUUACGAAUGGAAGGAGAAUUCAAUGAAUAUAGAAAACGUGAUGAGUUCACCACACGUACUGAAAAAACCGAAGUUAUUCGCCACGAAGAUAAUCUAAAACUAGAAGGUGUCUUUGAAAGGCCGUCACCUACCAUGGUAGGACCAGGCGAACGUCGUAGACCAAUCAAACAUGACGACAACUUACAUCCAGAAGGUGACUUUGAAAGACCCGAUAAGCCUGGUUAUAGACCUGCAGAACGUGUAACUCCCAAGAAGCCUCAGGAUAACCUGAAACCAGAAGGCGAGUUUGAGAGACCCACGCCAUCAAAGAUUGGUCCUGGUGAGCGGCGAAGCCCCAUUAAACACGACGACAAUCUUAGACCGGAGGGCGAUUUUGACAGACCUCAGAAGCCUGGUUACCAGCCAACCGAAAGACCUACUCCUAAAAAGCCUCAAGAUAACCUUAAACCUGAAGGAACUUUCGAACGUCCCACUCCUUCUAAAAUCGGCCCUGGUGAACGUAGAAGUCCAAUUAAGCACGACGACAAUCUCAGACCAGAAGGUGAUUUCGAACGACCGCACAGACCUCAUUACCAGCCUGCCGAAAGACCAACACCUAAGAAACCACAAGAUAACUUACGACCAGAGGGCGACUUUGACAGACCCUCCCCUAGUAAAAUUGGUCCAGGCGAGCGUAGAAGCCCCAUAAGGCAGGACGACAAUCUUAGGCCCGAAGGAGAUUUUGACCGCCCGCACAAGCCUGGAUAUCAGCCAACUGAGAGACCCACCCCUAAGAGACCGCAGGACAAUUUACGACCAGAGGGAGACUUUGAAAAACGCACGCCUACACCAGUGGGUCCUGGCGAAAGACGUUCCCCCAUCAAACACUCAGACAAUCUCAGACCUGAGGGAGAAUUCGACCGCCCACACAAACCUGGAUAUCAACCAACUGAAAGAGCGACCCCGAAGAGACCUCAAGAUAAUUUACGUCCAGAAGGUGCCUUCCAGACUCCGGAAAAACCCAAAUACGGUCCAGGCGAACGGGCUGACAUCGUUCGACACCCAGAUAACUUGAAACCUGAAGGAGAUUUUGUAGGAACGCCCAAGAGUAAAGAUGACUUUAAACCGACCAGAGGAGAGCGUGCUCCAGUUAGGAGGCCUCAGGAUAACUUAAAAAUAACUGGGGAAUUCCAGGAUACCACCAUGGCUAAAAGCCAGUACACUGUAGUAAGAGGUGAGAGGGCCGAAAUCAAGAAACACGAGGACCAUUUGAAGGUUGGAAGUGGCAAAAUGGAAAGCACCACUGUUACCAAGCAAACUUUUGAAACCACCCCCGUGAAGAGCCCUGAAAGAACUGUGGUUGAUAAGAGACGGCACAUGGAGUCACACAUUAGCCUUGGCGAUGACAAGACUUCGAUGCAAACCACCAAUCAGACAAAUUACAAUACUUACGUAAGGAAAGUAGACAGAAAAGUUGUUGAUAAUGCUGAACAUGUUGAAAAACAUACCACAAAUAGAGUUGAGAAGCACGUCAGCAAGAACGUUAUUAAUAAUGUUGAUAAGCAUGUAACCAAUGUAACAGACAAAAAGGUUGUAGUAAGAAAUGGAGAUGUUGUGGACAACAGAGUGGUAGACCGUUCAGCGAAACAAGAAGUAAACGUUUCCCAUGACACCAAGACCCUUGCCGACGGCACCAUCGUAAAAGUCACACGUACUGUAACCAGAAACACUGGCCAAUCCACCAACGAAAUCAAAAAAUCCUCCUCGCAAACUCACGUGCAACAAAACGUUAUCAAUCAACAACAAUCAUCAUCACACCAUCAUCAACAGAACAACAUUAUACACUCUUCAAGCCAAACGAACGUCAUCAACAAGACGGAACAAGCUGGUCAUCACAGAAAGAGCACAAUCAGCUCAGAAGAAAUUAAUAACCAGAUAUUGCACCGCAAGGGUAUGCACACUAGCACAGAAGCUCUGCACGCCACCAGCUCUUCUGCUCUAGACAUGAGGAAAUCCGUAUGUAACUUGCAUGACCAAGGACGUAACGUAGUAAACACUGAAAGGCACAGCUUGAGCUCAAUGCACAGAUCGCACCAAGAGGCUGCUAGCAAUGCUAAUAAACGUAGCUUGCAGUCAACACAGUCGUACCAAGUAGUCGAGAGGCCUCAGAAGGUUGUCAGACGGGACAAUUUGUCUGUAGGAGGUCAUUUCUAUGGCCAAUCGGAGGCCAAGUCUUAUGGACAGUUCACGAAGCAACAGAACGUGCAGAAAGUUGAAAGGGUUACUAGGCGAUCGAAUGUUUCAAAUAUUACAUUAGGUGAUUCGAAUGUGCAUGUGGUCACUUCGUAUAAGAAAGAAUAUGCGCCUAGGAAUGUAGGUCCUUGUCCGGCUGUUUUGGUGGAUGCCCCAAAAGGUCCUUUUAAACAUACCAGAGAUACCAAGAGCCAUAAGUUCUACAUGCCUAUCGUGACCAAGUAGAUUUAGGCCAUAUUAUCAUCAUUCCCAUUUUUUUUAUACCUACUUAUAAGUAGUAGUGAAUAGUUUAUUCAGAGACUGUCAUUAUUAAUCUUUUCUAACAUUGUGAUAAUAAUUUUGUUAUUGUUAUAUUAAUACUAUAUAGUUAUUUUUCUAAUAUAUUUAUAUAUUCUUGCAAUAAAAUGGCAUUUAUUCGCUUACGGUAUCUGGGUUUUAUACUUGUAGGAUAACUGUUUUGUAAUGCUUGCCAAGCUUAGGUGUAAAACCCAAUAAAAUACGUUAAUUUUUGUUUUGUUUUGGUUGUUUAUUUAUUUUCAUUUUCCUUAAGGUAUACGGAAAUUUCAGUUAUCUACAUACUAUUGUUUUUGCUUAGUUCUCCAAGGUAUUCUUGUCGAAACAAAAAUACAAAUUGGAAGAACGCCAGAUGUUAACGAACACAGUCAAAUAAGGAAACUUAUUUCGUCGAAGUGUCAGGGUUAUGUAAAUGGGUAAAUAAUCUAAAUAAAGACAUGAUUUUUAUAUGAUA